Molecule: messenger RNA, 1416 nt
Organism: Pelodiscus sinensis (Chinese soft-shelled turtle)
Lineage: Eukaryota; Metazoa; Chordata; Testudines; Trionychidae
Source: RefSeq, a predicted model, not a curated record
AUGAACUUCCACUUGCCAGGCGCUCAUGGCGCGCCCCCCUCCCCGCAGGAGGGGCCGGGCAGGAGGCGGCGGCGGGGCCGCUGCCGGGCGAGGAACGAAGCCGCCCUGCACAGCCUGCGCAAGAGCCGGCGGGUGAAGGCGAACGACCGGGAGCGGAACCGCAUGCACCACCUCAACGCCGCCCUGGACGAGCUGCGCAGCGUCCUGCCCAGCUUCCCCGAGGACACCAAGCUGACCAAGAUCGAGACGCUGCGCUUCGCCUACAACUACAUCUGGGCCCUCUCCGAAACCCUGCGCCUGGCCGACCAGCGCCUCCACGCCGCCCCGCGGGAGCGGCUGCUGCCCGGCUACCUGAGCCCCGCCGCCCCGCCCAGCCCCGGCAGCGACGCGGGCUCCUGGAGGUCCGCGGGCUCCUCCUUCUCCGCCUGCGCCUCCAACCCCAGCAGCCCGGCCACCUCCGAGGACUAUGGCUACGGGCCCACGGAGCCCCUCUUCGCCGCCUGCCACCGCCUGCCCCCCGGGGAGCUGCUGCUCAGCGACCCCUGCUGCGCUCGGUUCCCCCAGGCGGAUGCUGCCGUGUGAACCAACCCAUGCGCAGGCCGCCUGGACCGCCUCCUAGCGUCGCGCUUUCGGUGGGGGCGGGCAGGCGGCGCCCCCUAGGACCGGGGGCGAGCGGUGUGUGACCGCCCAGGAGCACCGCUGGGCGCUGGAGGCAGAGAGCCCUGCCCCUCUGCAACCAUCGGGCUAUAAUCCUUGGGUAGGGCAGGGCGUGAGCUGGACGCUGCUCGCCUUCCCAAGCCGCCCCCAGCCUCCAAGGGCAACAGGAGCCAGCUCAUGGUGGGGUGGGGAUGGGUUUUUUGUCCUUCUCCUCCCCCCUUUGCACUUUUCUGAACUCCACAAACUCGCCUUUGUUGCUUCCCUUCCCACUGAUCGGCGCCCCCGCUUCAAUAUGAUUUAGAAAGGGGAAGAAAAGGGACAGAUUUGCUGCUGCAGACGAGGUGAAAAGUCAAUUUUACAAUUUGUAGAACUCAAAUGAAGAAAAAUGAGCAUGAAAAUUUGGUUUGAACGCCCUGACAAUACAAUGAAAAGGCUUAAGGAGUUGAUCCUGCCGGGUGCACAGCACUCCCUGCCGGGCGCUCAGCGCGUGUAACUCCCUUUGACUCCAAUAACAGAGGAGAGGGCUCAGCCUGUCCCCCAGGGCGUGUUCAGCUGAGCACCUGGCAGGAUCAGACCCGAAAGACAAGGCGCUAGAUUCAUGCAUUAUGGAUCUCUGACCUCCAGCACUGCUGUCUUGCUUUAAGAGCAGGACUAAACGGAGUAUUCAGGAACUGGGCCUGGCAUUCGUUUAAUUUAUUCGAGAUGUUUCAUUCAUAUGAAAAUUGUAUUUUUGUACAGAAAGAGCUUUAUUCUGUUGUC